AUGGUCCGCUACGCAGCCACCUCGAUCGACAACGCAAAGUCCGCCAGGGCUCGCGGCAGCUACCUCCGCACCUCGUUCAAGAACACCCGCGAGACUGCCCAGUCUAUCAACGGAUGGCGCCUUGAGCGUGCCCUUACCUUCCUCGGCAAUGUCAUCGAGCACAAGGAGGCCGUUCCCAUGAGGCGGUACGCUGGCAGCACCGGCCGCACUGCGCAGGGCAAGGCUUUCGGCGUCUCCAAGGCCCGCUGGCCCGUCAAGAGCGCCGAGUUCGUUCUUGGUCUGCUCAAGAACGCUGAGGCCAACGCCGACACCAAGGGUCUCGACACCAGCAACUUGAUCGUCAAGCACAUCCAGGUCAACCAGGCCCCCAAGCAGCGAAGGCGCACAUACCGCGCUCACGGUCGUAUCAACCCCUACAUGUCGAACCCUUGCCACAUCGAGCUCAUCCUUACCGAGGCCAACGAGACUGUUCAGAAGUCCGAGCAGGUCGCUCACCGCCUAAACACCAGGCAGCAGGGUCGUGCGACCCGCCGGGCCAUCACCGCCGCGUAG
Didymosphaeria variabile is the source of this 552-nucleotide messenger RNA. RefSeq names its product 60S ribosomal protein L17B (gene RPL17B). Gene Ontology annotation, biological process: cytoplasmic translation. The record is from RefSeq and is a predicted model, not a curated record. The transcript has 4 exons. Lineage: Eukaryota; Fungi; Ascomycota; Dothideomycetes; Pleosporales; Didymosphaeriaceae. Gene Ontology annotation, cellular component: ribosome; cytosolic large ribosomal subunit. The coding region runs from base 1 to 552 and encodes 183 amino acids. Gene Ontology annotation, molecular function: structural constituent of ribosome.